UAGGGGAGGGGGGGGAGAAGGAGCUUGGUGGCGGCCCUUCUUUCUCUCGCCCUCACUGCCCGGCGUCCCAGCUCCAGGCACCAUGUUCCCGGCGCGUUUCCCCAGCCACCCCUUCUUCUGGCCCCCACUGCUGCAGAUGUUGCUGCUGCUCUCGCACGCUGUGGGGAGGGGGCUGGGCCGCGCCAGCCCAGCCGGGGGCCCCCUGGAAGACGUGGUCAUCGAGAGGUACCACAUCCCCAGGGCCUGUCCCAGGGAGGUGCAGAUGGGGGAUUUUGUGCGCUACCACUACAACGGCACUUUCCAGGAUGGCAAGAAGUUUGACUCGAGCUACGACCGCAGCACUCUGGCGGCCAUCGUGGUGGGUGUGGGGCGUCUCAUCACUGGCAUGGACCGGGGCCUCAUGGGCAUGUGCGUCAACGAGCGGCGGCGCCUCAUCGUGCCUCCCCACCUGGCCUACGGCAGCAUCGGCUUGGCGGGGCUCAUUCCCCCGGACGCCACGCUGUACUUUGACGUGGUCCUGCUGGACGUGUGGAACAAGGCGGACACGGUGCAGGUGAGCACCCUGCUGCGCCCGCCCCUCUGCCCCCGCAUGGUCCAGGACGGCGACUUCGUCCGCUACCACUACAACGGCACACUGCUGGACGGCACCACCUUCGACACUAGCUACAGCAAAGGCGGCACUUACGACACGUACGUGGGCUCGGGCUGGCUGAUCAAGGGCAUGGACCAGGGGCUGCUGGGCACGUGUCCUGGAGAGAGAAGGAAGAUCACCAUCCCUCCGUUCCUGGCCUAUGGCGAGAAAGGCUACGGGACUGUGAUCCCCCCGCAGGCCUCCCUGGUCUUCCACGUCCUACUGAUCGACCUCCACAACCCGAAGGACAUGGUCCAGCUGGAGACCCUGGAGCUACCGCCUGGCUGUGUCCGCAGAGCCGUGGCCGGCGACUUCAUGCGCUACCACUACAACGGCUCGCUGAUGGACGGCACCCUCUUCGAUUCCAGCUACUCCCGAAACCACACGUACAACACCUACGUGGGGCAGGGUUACAUCAUCCCGGGAAUGGACCAGGGGCUGCAGGGCGUCUGCAUGGGGGAGCGCCGGAGGAUCACCAUCCCCCCGCACCUGGCCUACGGGGAGAACGGGACUGGAGACAAGAUCCCCGGCUCGGCCGUGCUGAUCUUCGACGUCCAUGUCAUCGACUUCCACAACCCCGCGGAUCCCGUGGAAAUCAAGACCCUGUCUCGGCCCCCGGAGACCUGCAACGAGACCUCCAAAACCGGGGACUUCGUCCGCUACCACUACAACUGCUCCCUGCUGGACGGCACCAGGCUCUUCUCCUCGCAUGACUAUGAGGCCCCCCAGGAGGCCACUCUUGGGGCCAAGAAGGUGAUCGAGGGCCUGGACACGGGCCUGCAGGGCAUGUGCGUGGGAGAGAGGCGGCAGCUUGUGGUCCCCCCGCACCUGGCCCACGGGGAGAGCGGAGCCCGGGGUGUCCCUGGCAGUGCUGUGCUGCUGUUUGAGGUGGAGCUGGUGUCCCGGGAGGAGGGACUGCCGGAGGGCUACCUGUUCGUGUGGCAUGAGGACCCUCCCGCCAACCUGUUUGAAGACCUGGACCUCAAUAAAGAUGGCGAGGUCCUUCCUGAGGAGUUCUCCACCUUCAUCAAGACUCAAGUCAGUGAGGGCAAAGGACGCCUCCUGCCGGGGCAGGACUCGGAGAAAACCAUAGGCGACAUGUUCCAGAACCAGGACCGCAACCAGGACGGCAAGAUCACCGCCGAGGAGCUCAAGCUGAAGUCGGACGAGGACCAGGAGCUGGUUCACGAGGAGCUCUGAGGGCGGAGGGAGCUGGGGCCUGGGCCCAGACACCAGCGCCCACUCCUGGGGGACAGUGGGCGGGGGCGUUGACUUCCAGCGGUCACCCCGCACUCUUCUGGGGUGAGGUGUGAGAGCGUCUGCAGGGCGGUCAGAGCGGACGACUCUGGUGUCCCUGCCAGCCCGAGAGAGACAUCCACCGCACAGACCUCCUCCUCGGGCUUUCUCGUCCAGCCCACACCAUCCAACCCACACGGACUCCCUCACGAGUUUCGGAGUCACAC
Messenger RNA from Phyllostomus discolor (pale spear-nosed bat), 2094 nucleotides. It is a transcript of the gene FKBP10, whose product is annotated as FKBP prolyl isomerase 10. The transcript is spliced from 10 exons. Lineage: Eukaryota; Metazoa; Chordata; Mammalia; Chiroptera; Phyllostomidae. The record is from RefSeq and is a predicted model, not a curated record. Bases 83 to 1831 code for a protein of 582 amino acids. Gene Ontology annotation, molecular function: calcium ion binding; peptidyl-prolyl cis-trans isomerase activity.